Molecule: messenger RNA, 816 nt
Organism: Fraxinus pennsylvanica
Lineage: Eukaryota; Viridiplantae; Streptophyta; Magnoliopsida; Lamiales; Oleaceae
Source: the annotation of a GenBank genome assembly
AUGGGGAAACCAUUACUUUAUGAAAUAUUGGAAAAACCAGCUACAAGUUGUAUAAUAGGAUUAUGCAGUGCAAUAUGGUUCUAUAUACAGAAGAAGAACAUUGGGUAUUCUCAUGUGGGCUUGAGUUAUGAUACUGCAGUGGAAGGUCACCACUGGAGGCUAAUAACAUCAGCUUUAUCACAUAUUAGUGUUCUUCAUCUUGUUUUCAAUAUGAGUGCACUUUGGAGCCUCGGGGUCAUUGAGCAGUUAGGCCAUAUGGGUCUUGGUCUGGAGUAUUAUCUUCAUUAUUCAUUGGUAUUGGUUGUCUUGUCAGGAAUGCUAGUUAUUGGGAUGUACCAUGUCUUGAUUCAGAAGUUCAAGAUAGACUAUUUUAGGAGAGUGACUGCAGUUGGGUAUUCAUGUGUUGUUUUUGGGUGGAUGACAAUUUUGUCAGUGAAACAGCCCUCGUCUAAAUUGGAGCUUUUUGGAUUUCUCUCACUACCCAUCAGUUUUGCUCCAUUUGAGUCCCUCAUCUUUACGUCUAUUAUUGUUCCACAAGCAAGUUUCCUUGGUCAUUUGUCAGGAAUUAUUUGUGGAUAUUCUAUUGCCUGGGGUUUGAUCCAUGGAAUGAACAAUUAUUGGGCGGUAUCUAUGCUGGGGUGGAUCGUGCUUAUAUUUAUUUUUAGCUUGAAGAAGUCUGGUACAUAUGAUUUCAGCUUUCUUGAGAUCGAAUCGGUGACAGAUCCUUCCAUGCCUUCUGUGCGUUUCAUAGCUUCGGGAAAUGAUAGAACCUUGCAGAUGAGCACGUUGCCAGAUGCCAGUACAGAUCUUGUCUAG